GUUGCUGCGAGUUCAGAUCUCCUAUGAAAGUUUACGUGAGCAAGUUGCUGAAACUGAAUUUGUAUUUUUACAAUCGAGGGCGCUGUUGACGAGCUCCUCGAGGCUUCUGGAAUGCUUGAACCUGGCGUCCUUUGCCACCAAGCUGUUCAGAAGCUCUACGCUAUAUCGCCGGAUACGAUUCAAGCUCCUAGAAGGUGCUGUCUGGGAUAGAAGCUCUGUGAUUUUUUCGCAAAGCCGUUGUUCAAAGUUACGUGUGUCGAGCCAGGGGAUUAUGGCUGCUGCCAAACCGAUGGCUGCCUGCUGUUCCUUGUCUGUGGAUUCCAGCACCAUCUGGAUGAUGGGAGAUAUGGCUGCUCCAAGCUCCAACUUUUCUUCGUCGUUAAGCUCACCGCACAAGCUUCGCAAAAUUGUGGCUGCAUGGACUCCAAUUGGCUUGCUUUUGCGCCUGAGGAGCCUCGAGCAAUUGUUGGGACACUGGAGGACGAGCAAAAAUAUGGCUUCCCCGGCUCUCAUGGCGAUGCUCAACUGGUGGCUGUUCGGUGCGGUUUCUCUCGCAAAUAUGGCCAUCAAGCUUUGGAUAACUCCUCCAGUUGCACCAAUGCAAUCUCUAAGCUCGUCCUCGGUUGCUAACAGCUUGAUCACGUCUACUGCCAGAGACCGUCCAGAAUCUCCUCCCGCGCCAGCCAAUGUCCUCAAAAGCUCGAGUGAUCGACGGAAUACUUUUCUCGACGUUCGUACUUCGAGGAAGUUCCAGUCUUCGUCUUGGAUAAACGCAACCAGGAUGGAGAUAAGUCCGCUGGUGUUACCGAUUCGCACGCAUGUCCUGUGGUCCACGGCUAGCCUGUUGAGGAUAGCGAGUCCGUAUCUCUGUUCUUCUGGCACUAUCUUCUCUCCUGCGGUUAAAAGGGAAAUGAUGGCUUCCAGGGAUCCAGGGAUAGCGGAAAUCCUGAAGCAGUUACUCCGGUGACGAAGCAGGUGAUCAUCUCUAAGAGUCUCUCCACAACUCCACAACUACACAGGAGGAAGAAAGAAAAGGUAGAGAAGAAAGUGAAGAAGAAUCAAUGAAGAAGACGAAGAAAGGAGCUAAUUACUUCUGUCCGUGAAGAUGAGUGGAGAGAGCAACUUCAAAGAGCUAAAACUUUCACAUGACAAACGGUCAGACGAGAAACUGGAGCACUAGUGCUGCGAUUCCAGAUUGAUCAAUGUUGUUUGACAACAAUGAUCUGACACACACAAGACUGUUUUCUUCGUCUCGGUAGCGCCCUUUCUACUGUUGCACAACAAA
Molecule: messenger RNA, 1285 nt
Organism: Selaginella moellendorffii
Lineage: Eukaryota; Viridiplantae; Streptophyta; Lycopodiopsida; Selaginellales; Selaginellaceae
Exons: 8
Coding region: 272-967 (231 amino acids)
Source: RefSeq, a predicted model, not a curated record